AUGUAUAGACAAAUACCUUUAACUGUUGCGUUCAGUAGUGAAAACCCUGACGUCAAAAUAAAGGGGAACAGAGUAACGUUUAAGUUUCCAACAGACUGGAUUGUGAACAUAAAUGAAGAGAAGUACAUUGGCAUAACAUCUAUGUAUAUAACACGUGCUUUCAGAAAGGUUGACUUUAUACUUCAAGUCGAGAUAGAAAAUGACGAACAGUCUUUAAGCGCCCAAAACAUUCACAUAUACAAAUACUUUAAAGACGAUACAACAUUGCAACAAUGUAUGAUUUCAUUUAAUGAGAUGUUCGAGAAAAAGUUCAACAUUGAAGUACAAACUUUACAGCCUUUACGUGAGUUUCUUGCACAACUGAAAGAAGAAGGUAGUCAGCCACAACUUAUAGACUUUCAUUAUGAAUUUAAUGAAAAUGAAGAUGGAACUCAUGACUGUCAAUUCAUUGUAUUCUCACCAUUCAAUGAAGUCGCUAAAAAGAAAGAAAAUCCAUUACGUAUAAGAUUUCAAAUCUCUGAACCAAGUGAUGAUUUUAAGAAUGUUUUCAAUUAUGAUGCAAUGCUUCCGAGGAAAAAUGAAUUUUCAAAGAUUGUAACACCUGGCAUUUGGGAUAGAAAGCAAGCAAUACUUUACUCUAAUAUAGCCAAAGGCGUUGAAAAUGAGUUCAUUG
Messenger RNA from Trichomonas vaginalis G3, 673 nucleotides. RefSeq lists its product as uncharacterized. The transcript has a single exon. The annotation marks the transcript as partial. NCBI's taxonomy places the organism in Eukaryota, Parabasalia, Trichomonadida, Trichomonadidae. The record is from RefSeq and is a predicted model, not a curated record.